Molecule: messenger RNA, 1069 nt
Organism: Andrographis paniculata
Lineage: Eukaryota; Viridiplantae; Streptophyta; Magnoliopsida; Lamiales; Acanthaceae
Exons: 5
Coding region: 20-937 (305 amino acids)
Source: RefSeq, a predicted model, not a curated record
CGAAGAAGAGGAAAAUAUCAUGACUCCAUUAUUGGUUCUUUGCUACCUUAUCUACACCAUUUUCACUUCCAUAAUACUCUCUAUUCGCCUCGCGCUCCGGCGUCGCCGAUGCGCCGUCCCCUCUAAAGAGAUGGGAAAUGUCGUUGCUCUCUACGAAGGGACCGUCUACCACGGGCGCCGCCACCCUGCGCGCAACUCCUUCCGGUUUCCGGCCCGUUAUGAGCUUAUCGAUCUCGACCGUCCACCUUAUUCUCCUCAAGGAUUCUUGACGGCUGACUAUGCUCGAAAGGCGACCUGCACAACAGGACCAGUAUUACUAUUGAGAAUUCCACCAAGUGUUGGAUACGAAAGAAGCCCUGUGAAUAUUUACUACUGCUAUGACAUUGAAGGAUCUUCGAGAAUUCUGAAGAAAUGUAUGGUUGAGGCAAGUAAUACACCAUGGGGUCAAAGUGUGACAUUUGUGUUCAAUCCAAGCUUCGAUUCAGUUCCCAAAUCUGAAUACAUAAGUCCAUUCAUGGAUAUGCUUGGGAACUGGAGGCUUAAAGUGAAUGAUCCUGGUGAAACUUUGUAUGCAAUAAUAUCGGUGCAACAUCCCGAAUUCGGAAACUAUUUUACGGCUUCAUUUACGGCGAAAAGAAUCGCAACCAAGUUAGACCAUGAAUCAUUCUUUUGGUUGAUGCCUCAUAAAGUUUCGCUGAUGGCCUAUUGGAAUGCUCUGAAGCUAUGGUGGAAGAAUGUCCCUUUCUAUGAUCAUCCAAUAAAAGAAAACCCUUUCUACAGAGAAGAAGCUGUUUCUAGGGUUUUUGGGAAGACGAUGAUGCAGAGCUGUGGGGCAUUUCAAACUAACAUUUGUGGAGCAAACAACAAUCAAGAAGAUCAGAAGAUCGAUCGUUGCUUCAUUUGGAAAGAUAUCAAGUGGCCAUGGUCUUGGUGUUGACAUAUACAUAUAUAUAUAUAUAUAUAUAUAUUGCAAAAUUGUGGAUUCAAAGUAUUUAUCAUGCCUCAAUCAAUCCCUGAUUAAGGGCAAUCGAAAUCCAUUGUUAAUUCACCAUGCCUAGCAAAAGGGCAA